Camelina sativa (false flax) is the source of this 626-nucleotide messenger RNA. RefSeq lists its product as uncharacterized. Lineage: Eukaryota; Viridiplantae; Streptophyta; Magnoliopsida; Brassicales; Brassicaceae. The record is from RefSeq and is a predicted model, not a curated record. Gene Ontology annotation, biological process: regulation of DNA-templated transcription.
GGGUCAUAUAGGAAAGAGCAAUCGUACAUAAACCCUGAUCCUCUCUUUCUUUAGUUUCCUCUACAAACAAAAAAAGAAACAAAACAAUCUAAUCCUCUCUUCUUCUUUAAUUAGCGAUGAGAAUCUUAAAGACUCAAAGAUCCAGGGGAGGACAAAAAAGAAGAAGAAGCAAGAAACUCGUAAAGAAAAGAACGAAUGUUUCAUCACGUAGCGGAGAAAUGUUCACGAAGAAGCUUCAGGCGCUGAAGAGUCUUCUUCCUCCUCCAUCAAAGACGACGGAGAAGAUUUGUCAAGAUGCUGACGUAGAGAAAGAUUCCGGCAGUGUAGAGACGGAACAGCUCUUUCAAGAAACUGCGGAUUACAUUGUCAGGCUUAGGACACAAGUCGUGGUGUUGCAAAAGCUAAUUGAAAUCUAUGGAUCAUCUGAUCAGACCGAAGAUAAUUUUGUUUUAUAAUGUUCAUAUUUUCAAUUAUGAUUUUUUUUUUUUCCAUUUUUCUAUGAUCCAGUUUUUUUCUUCUUCUUGAUAAUACGUAUUUUGAACCUAUAUGGUUUUAGGUAGUCGAUGAUGUAUAAUGUUUGAUAUUUGACGAAAGGAGAAAUGAAAUCGGUCACCAUAAUGCAUGUA